GGGCGCGCUCCCCACAGCCUCCAGGCCGCCAUUUUGGCUAGAAAGUUUGGAAUUCCCGAGCAGUGCGAGCGGGAGGCGGCGGGCGGCGCGAGCGCCUCAGCUCUGCCCGCCCCGGCCCCGGCCCCGGCCCCGUCCCGCCGCACCGCCCGGCCCGGCCCGUCUCUCGCGGAGGCGACGCGGCCGUUGCCAGCGGCGGAGCCCCGAGCGGAGCCGCUUUGCUCGCCGGCUGGCCGGCGGGUGCGCGGGCGGGUCGGUCGGUGGGUCGGUCAGGCGGGGCGGCCGCCGCCGCUGCCGCCCCCCCCCCUCCCCCGCCCCGCGCCCGGGUGGCACCGUGAUCCGCCCCGCCGCCCCCGCCGCGCCGCCCUGAGUCGGGCUCAAAGUUUGUGAGGCGGAGUCCCCGCCGCCGGGGGAGCGGCGCGGCUGCGGAGCGCCAUGCCCGUCAGGAAGCAAGAUACCCAGCGAGCCCUGCGCCUCCUGGAGGAAUACCGCUCCAAGCUGAGCCAGGCGGAGGACCGGCAGCUGCGAAACUCCAUAGAGCGGGUCAUCAGCAUCUUCCAAAGUAACCUUUUCCAGGCUUUGAUAGAUAUUCAAGAAUUUUAUGAAGUGACCUUAUUGGACAAUCCAAAAUGCAUUGAUCACUCUCAGCCAUCUGAACCAAUACAGCCUGUGAACACCUGGGACUUCUCCAGCCUUCCAAGCACAACAGUGACAUCAGAAACACUGCCAAGCAGCCUUAGCCCAAGUGUAGAGAAAUACCGCUACCAGGAUGAAGAUACACCUCCACAGGAGCACAGCUCUCCACACAUUACCAGUGAGGUCACGGGUCCAGAGCUGGUUCAUGUAUCGGAGAAGAAUCUGUCACAGAUUGAGAAUGUCCAUGGAUUUGUUUCCCAUUCUCAUAUUUCACCAGUAAAGCCCACAGAAGCUGUUCCUUCCUCUUCUCCCAUUGUCCCUGUGAUCCCUGUCCCACCAGUCCCUGCUGAGACCACUGUCAUCCCAUCUACCAUACCACAGGCAAAUCCCCCUCCAGUGCUGGUGAAUACAGAUUCUUUGGAGACUCCAACAUACGUCAAUGGCACAGAUGCAGAUUACGAGUAUGAAGAAAUUACGCUUGAAAGGGGAAAUUCAGGACUUGGCUUUAGCAUUGCAGGUGGUACAGACAACCCACAUAUUGGGGAUGAUUCAAGUAUUUUCAUUACAAAAAUUAUAGCCGGGGGUGCAGCUGCACAAGAUGGAAGAUUACGGGUUAAUGAUUGUAUUCUACGAGUAAAUGAAGUGGAUGUUCGUGAUGUGACACACAGCAAAGCAGUAGAAGCAUUGAAAGAAGCGGGAUCAAUUGUGCGAUUGUAUGUCAAAAGAAGAAAACCAGUCACAGAAAAAAUAGUGGAAAUCAAACUUGUAAAAGGUCCUAAAGCAGGUCUUGGUUUCAGUAUUGCUGGUGGUGUAGGAAAUCAGCAUAUACCUGGAGACAACAGCAUCUAUGUAACCAAAAUCAUUGAAGGUGGGGCAGCACAUAAAGAUGGCAAACUUCAGAUUGGGGACAAACUCUUAGCUGUGAACAGUGUUUGCUUAGAAGAAGUUACUCAUGAAGAAGCAGUGACUGCCUUAAAAAACACAUCAGACUUUGUCUAUCUGAAAGUUGCAAAACCCACCAGCAUGUUCAUGAAUGAUAGUUAUGCCCCUCCUGACAUCACAAACUCUUAUUCUCAGCCAGUGGAUAACCAUAUCACUCCAUCUGCCUAUUUGGGACAGUCCCUGCCCCCAGCAUCACCAGGGCGAUAUUCACCAAUUCCCAAGGGAAUGCUUGGAGAUGAUGAGAUUACCAGAGAGCCUAGAAAGGUCGUCCUGCAUCGAGGAUCUACAGGGCUUGGUUUCAACAUUGUUGGAGGAGAAGAUGGAGAAGGAAUUUUCAUCUCUUUCAUCCUUGCAGGAGGGCCCGCUGACCUGAGUGGAGAGCUUAGGAAAGGAGAUCGUAUUAUUUCUGUAAAUGGAGUAGAUCUAAAAGCAGCAACCCAUGAACAGGCAGCAGCAGCCCUCAAGAAUGCAGGCCAAGCAGUAACUAUUGUAGCUCAGUACCGUCCAGAAGAAUACAGUCGUUUUGAAGCUAAAAUACAUGAUUUACGGGAACAGAUGAUGAACAGUAGCAUUAGUUCAGGAUCAGGAUCUUUGCGAACCAGCCAGAAGAGAUCCCUAUAUGUCAGAGCUCUUUUUGAUUAUGACAAGACUAAAGAUAGCGGCCUUCCAAGUCAAGGGUUGAACUUCAAGUUUGGCGAUAUUCUCCAUGUCAUUAAUGCUUCUGAUGAUGAAUGGUGGCAAGCACGGCAGGUAACGCCAGAUGGAGAAAGUGAUGAAAUUGGAGUUAUCCCAAGCAAACGCAGAGUUGAGAAAAAAGAACGAGCCCGUUUAAAGACAGUGAAAUUCAAUUCCAAAACAAGAGGAGAUAAAGGGCAGUCAUUCAAUGACAAGCGUAAAAAGAACCUCUUUUCCCGAAAAUUUCCCUUCUACAAGAACAAGGACCAGAGUGAGCAGGAAACCAGUGAUAUUGACCAGCAUGUAACCUCUAAUGCCAGCGAUAGUGAAAGUAGUUACCGUGGCCAAGAGGAAUACGUCUUGUCAUACGAACCAGUCAAUCAACAAGAAGUUAGUUACACUCGACCUGUGAUUGUUUUGGGACCCAUGAAGGACAGAAUAAAUGAUGAUCUGAUCUCGGAAUUUCCAGACAAAUUUGGCUCUUGUGUUCCACAUACUACUAGACCAAAACGAGAUUAUGAGGUGGAUGGACGUGAUUACCAUUUUGUCACUUCUCGAGAGCAAAUGGAGAAGGAUAUUCAGGAUCACAAAUUCAUUGAAGCUGGCCAGUACAAUAAUCAUCUUUAUGGAACAAGUGUCCAAUCAGUGCGAGAAGUAGCAGAAAAGGGUAAACAUUGCAUUCUUGAUGUUUCUGGUAAUGCCAUCAAAAGGUUGCAGAUUGCCCAGCUGUACCCAAUCUCCAUUUUUAUUAAACCCAAAACAGUGGAAAAUAUCAUGGAAAUGAAUAAACGCUUAACAGAAGAGCAAGCCAGGAAGACAUUUGAGAGAGCCAUGAAACUGGAGCAAGAAUUUACUGAACACUUCACAGCUAUUGUCCAAGGAGACACACUGGAAGAAAUCUACAACCAAGUGAAACAGAUCAUAGAGGAACAGUCUGGGCCUUACAUCUGGGUUCCGGCAAAGGAAAAAUUAUGAAAACAAGUUUUUAUUUUUCAUUUUCUAACUGACAUCACCUACUACAUCUGACGACUCUUAAGCCCUUCCAGUGGAGCCUGCCUCUAGUUCUUUCCAGCGUGGUUCAUACCCUAACCAUCACAUUCUGCAGUUCCCAUAAGCUUUACAUUUGGUGUCUCUCUUAGUUUAAAUAAUUUGUAUUAUUGUGUGUUGUUGGUUUGCCAUUUUUCAAACAUGACAGUGGAAUGGCCUGACCAGCUAUUAGUUUGGGGUGGGGGUGGGAGGGAAUUGCUUGGUAAAAUUCCUUAAUGUUUAAGGGAAAGUAACUUUCAAAGAUUUUUCAAAAAAGCUUUAUAGACAUUCUUUUAAAAUUUCAUAACAAUUGAAAGAAAAAUUGUAUUCAAGGAAGUUGUAAAUCAUAAGUAACUUUGCACGCUUAACUUUAAUAGCAUGGUUUGGUCAGGGCAAUCAAUUUCAGGUUUUAUUUUCUGAGUUAAAUUCUAUUCUCACAGUAUUUUUUUUUUUCUUUCCAGGCAGUUAGAAAGAAACUCUCAAAUUUUGAGUUAACAUUUUCAUUAAGUCCCAUUACUAUUGCUCAAGGGAUAUUCAUUUUCAUAAUUUCAUAUGGAUAUUCUUAUAAUCUAUUUUUUCAUUUUUUGCCAAUAAAAUUGCUAGGGACAAAGAUGCGUAAUGUUUUUAAUCUUCCUGGUGAAACACUAUUUAUAGUGUCUUACAGAAAUUGUUUAUAGAUAAUGGUCCUCACACUUUUUGAGCCUAAAAUAUGUUUAGGUGCUAGGAAACCUUGUAUUUUUCAGAGGAAUGCCAAAUUUCCGUUGGCAGUAAUACAGAAAACAGCUGCAGAGAUGGUCAUUAGGGCAAUGAGAGAAAGAUUCGUAGCCUAAAAUGUGUGUGUUCUUAGGGGUCAGAUUUUAAUAGAUAUUUUACCCACAAUAACUGCCUAUUUUGUUAUAAUAAAUAUAUAUAUAUUAAACUUUCUUUAACUAAACUCUGUAACUAUGGGAAUUAUUUUCUUUACAUAGUUGCGCACACGUAUAAAUAUAUAUAUAAAAUAUAUAUAUUUUUCUUUUAUCACCUACUCCUAGCUUUUUGUUUUGAAUAAAAAUACAAAUUAGAAUUUACCUUCCUUAAACAUAAGAAAUCGAUUGGGCUAUGGUGGCUGGGCAUAAAGUCCAGGGAAUAUUAGUUACAAAAAACCAAAACCAAACAUGCAAGUUCUCCUCUUUUCUAUGGGAUUUCAGGGGUUUGUCUCCCCCCCCUCCCCCGCUCCUUGUAAUAUGCAUGUCUUAACCAAAGGGAGAAUUCGGGUCAAUGAUACAUUUUAUUUUUCUGUACAUGUUCAUCUUGGAUUGCGUAGGCACAAGAUUUUCCAUUUGCAACGCACAAACUUCUGUGCUGAAUGUUAGAAAUACGUUGUACCAAAACAUGGAACUCCCUUCAGUAAUGAAAUUCUCUAAUUGCCAUAUUAUUUGGUACCUGCCAUUGCUUGUUUGCAACUGAUUGUUUAUAAGAGGGAUGUACUUAACGACAGUCACGGUGCAGUCACACAACCAAAUUUGGUUUGUAAAGAAUUAUCAACACUAUCCAUUCCAUUUGUUAGAAAGAGGAGAACAGCUAAUAAACUUUGUUGUACAAUA
Messenger RNA from Falco peregrinus (peregrine falcon), 4859 nucleotides. RefSeq names its product discs large MAGUK scaffold protein 1 (gene DLG1). Gene Ontology annotation, cellular component: neuron projection; neuromuscular junction; postsynaptic density membrane. The coding region runs from base 433 to 3225 and encodes 930 amino acids. Gene Ontology annotation, biological process: neurotransmitter receptor localization to postsynaptic specialization membrane; chemical synaptic transmission. The record is from RefSeq and is a predicted model, not a curated record. The transcript is spliced from 25 exons. Gene Ontology annotation, molecular function: kinase binding. NCBI's taxonomy places the organism in Eukaryota, Metazoa, Chordata, Aves, Falconiformes, Falconidae.